AUGAAAUCAUCGGAGCCAGGCAAGGUGGGUGACCGGCGCGGCGGUGGCGGUGGCGGCGGAGGUGGAGGUGGCGGCGCGCGCGCACCGGACCGCGGCGGAGGGCGUCGCGGCUGGCCGACCGCCCGGAGCAUAACACCCGAUUGUAACGUGACUCAUCGCAGAAAGGGAGUAACGAGUUCGUGUAAUGAUCAACAUUCUGCACCGCUUACACGAUCGGAUGUUAGAGACAUUAUAAAGAACGAAAUUAAGGAUCUUCUUAAACAUCUGGACAAUACAAUGGCAACUUUUGUGAAUAACGAAUUAAAAUCAAUUAAAGAGGAAAUUGCUCAUGUGAAUGAAUCAAUGACUUUUAUGAAUAAUCAUUAUGAGCAAAUAAAAUUAGAAGUUGCUGAAAAAUUUUCGGCAGUCACGGAGCUUCAAAAAAAGAAUAUGCAAUUAGAAACCACUGUAUGCGAUCUGAGUGCUAGGGUAAAUCUUUUGGAACAGCAGGCAAGAAUGGCCAAUGUUGAGAUUCAGUGCUUACCGGAAUUUAAGGGAGAAAAUCUAAUUUCUACUGUCGUUAAUAUGGUAAGAGUUAUAUCAUGUCCAAUUACCGAGGGGAAUGUACAUCAAGUCACGCGUGUGGCAAAGCGAGAUACGUCAAGCAAGCGACCAAAAUCUAUUGUAGUGCAAUUCAGCAGUCCCAGAGUACGAGAUGAGUUUCUUGCAGCUUCGAUUAAAUAUAAUAAGACGAAUCCUGAUGAUAGACUUAAUACUAAGGUACUUGGAAUCGCUGGCAACAUAGAAAAUGUUUAUGUUGUAGAACAUCUUUCACCAGCAAAUAAGCAACUGCAUGCAGCAGCAAGAAUAAAAGCUAAAGAAAAGGGUUAUCAGUAUGUCUGGGUACGCAACGGAAGAAUUUAUAUGAGGAAAACAGAUGGAAUGGACUAUAAGUACAUAAAGGAUAAUACUACAUUAAAUAAAAUAGAAUAA
Molecule: messenger RNA, 972 nt
Organism: Diatraea saccharalis (sugarcane borer)
Lineage: Eukaryota; Metazoa; Arthropoda; Insecta; Lepidoptera; Crambidae
Source: the annotation of a GenBank genome assembly